UGUGUGCUCACAAUCUCCUGUCGCUCUGGGAGCGUGCUGUUGCGGAAGGUCAGAGCCAUGUCUCUCGUUAUCUCGCCCGAGUUCCAGCACAUCCUUCGUAUCCUCAACACCAACAUCGAUGGCCGCCGCAAGGUGCAGUACUCGCUGACCUCCAUCAGGGGAGUGGGUCGCCGUUUUGCCAACCUUAUCUGCAAGAAGGCUGAGGUUGACCCCAACAAGCGGGCCGGAGAGAUGACCGCUGACGAGAUCGAGAAGCUCGUGGCGAUCAUCCAGACUCCCCGCCAGUUCAAGAUCCCUGACUGGUUCCUCAAUAGGCAAAAGGACUGGAAGACCGGCACGACCACCCAGAUCUCGUCCCAGACCAUCGACCAGAAGCUUCGAGAUGACCUUGAGCGGCUGAAGAAGAUCCGCUCCCACCGUGGUAUCCGCCACUACUGGGGCGUGCGCGUGCGCGGCCAGCACACCAAGACCACCGGACGCCGCGGAAAGAUCGUGGCGGCAGGCGGUCGGAAGUAAACCACGAGAGAGGACGAUUUCUUGAGAGGAUUUUGACGGGUGUCCGCACCAUGGGAUGGUCGCUGAGCCUUUCCUCUGGCCCUUUUGCUUCUAGGGUAGAUGGCUUCAUUUCAUCGAGAUGAACCCACUCUUCCUUUUGUUCGUGCUUUAGUCCUGUUUCCGCCGCGCGGUGAGGGGGUAGAGUUUCAGCAACAGCGCGAGGGGGUGCGGCAUGGGUACGCCAAGGAGUGAAAUCAAAUACGGGAGAUUGAAAAAUCUAAAAACAAGAAAAACAACCGUGGGUGGGGUGCGGGGCCGAGUUGCCCUCGAGUGCUUCAUGCCCUACACGCAACUCGCCGUCGAGAUUUUCUCGACAAUACGAGCAUGUUGACGGGGCUUCAGGACAUGGCGUCUGCCUUGACUGGAUGCCGGCAAGGGCACUCGACGGGAAAAUAAUACUUUUCGCGCGGAGACCGGCGAGACGCUGUCUGAUCCACUGCCACAUAAUAUUUCCUGGCGCUGCAGACGUUCUUGCACCGUAUCUGGCCAAUGAGCAUAGUCUUUGCCAAGUUAACCGGUGACAAAGCCCUCACCCGCGUUACUGUCUAGAAGUAUGUGAACCAACAACUUAAUCUGACGGACAAACUUUAGCUCGUAACAGCAAGACGGUGGUCGCUCCGCUUGUCAUCAUAGCCAUACAAAGGGUAUGCUUGACUUCCGAGGCUUCGUGGCACAAUGUGGGGCAGUGGGUUCCAGGGUUCCUCCGGUUCGAGUGCACCCCCCCACGACCCCGAACGCUUUCAAAGCCGUUCGUGCGGAUAGUUCCCGCGAAUACCCGGAGGACCGAGUUGCCUUUCCAAGAUUUCGACAUCCGACUUGACUACGCAACCCUGCAUGCACCUCAAAACUUCAUCGGGUCCCUUGAGGUACAAAGAGGCACCUGGGAGAAUUUUUGACAAAAUAUAUGAGCGCACCCGUUGUCCUUGGGUUUCGUCGAAUCCGGGUAUCCGGCAUUUCCAAGCGACACCUUCAUAGCCGAGCUUCCUUGAGGUCCAAAUUAUGUGUAUGCGGUAGAGGGUGUGUCUCUUUACCUUUGCCCUGGUGGAUGGAACACACGUCAGGUCCCUCGAGUCUUGGCUCUAACGGAGCCUUACUGGCCGCGAGCAACCUCCUGGUGUGGCAUCCAUGUUGACGGCGGCAUUUCGAGGGAUCGCAAGAAAAAUUGUGUGUACUUCUCUCUGUUCAUCAAUUGUUGACGCGACAUGUACAAGAAGUACGCAGCCCUCGAUCCUUCACGAUCAUCCUACUACAGCACUCAAAAAGCGGUAGUCAACACAUCGACGUCGACACUGAUGGAUACCACAUUGCACACACACAACGAUCGAAGAACGUCCGAGCACACAUGGUUCUUACUCGCAUCUACACCUCUCAUCCCGUCCCUGGCAAAGCUCCCAACGACACCGCCUUGCUCAUGCUAAGUACCUCGACACACGAGUAGAUUUGAUACCAUGGGAGCUAGCAACGAGCGUAGAGGAACAGGAAGAUCGAGGCAUGUGGAGUAUCCAUCUCUUCUCGACAAGACUCCGAUUUGAGAAUCUGUGCAGGAUUGAAAGCUGGUAGGACAGCAGCGCAUCAAGCGUGCACACUGCCUCACUGCCUCACUACAGCAGCGAGGACCACACUCUGCAUUUCGAUCAACAAGAUAGAUUUUUUCUCCCGUGUGGAGAACGCCCCGGCACAGCGCCGUCACUGCAUCUUCUGCCCCUGCUGUCGCCGUAGAUCUUACUCCUGGCUUCAACUUCAAUGCAUCCCCCCCCUUGGUGUCCCAUCUCUCAUCUACUGGACUGGUUCGUGUGGACGUUUUUUUAUCGCCUCGAGGAUGACGCCUGCUUCGACGAGGACUUGGAGUAAGCGGCCCCACCGCUACCCCUGCGCUUCUUCCUCGCCCUCUUAUCCUCUUCCUCUGAGCUGCUGCUGCUGCUGCUGCUACUCUGCUGCUGCCGCUUGAGCUGCUGCUGCCGGAGCUGCUGCUGCCCGAGCUGCUAUCGCUAUCGCUAUCGCUGUCGCUGCUGCUCCCGCUACUGCCGAAACACGAGAGGAGCAGAAGGAGCGAGAAAGUGAAAAGGAAGCAGACACGAUGAAACUUGCCAUGACCGCUGAAACAUGUCCAAACUGGAAAGGCAAAUCUCCCAACGUCAUGUCAACCUCU
Molecule: messenger RNA, 2704 nt
Organism: Ectocarpus sp. CCAP 1310/34
Lineage: Eukaryota; Phaeophyceae; Ectocarpales; Ectocarpaceae
Source: the annotation of a GenBank genome assembly